Odontomachus brunneus is the source of this 2212-nucleotide messenger RNA. RefSeq lists its product as uncharacterized. The transcript has 8 exons. The record is from RefSeq and is a predicted model, not a curated record. Lineage: Eukaryota; Metazoa; Arthropoda; Insecta; Hymenoptera; Formicidae. The coding region runs from base 546 to 1808 and encodes 420 amino acids.
CACUUUGGUUAAGUUUAUCUUGACAAACCGACACUCCGAACUUUGUUCGAUUCUAAGCGCCCCCGUAGCUGUCGGAAGUUAAGCAAAGUACAGGAAUCGAUGUUGGUCGAUAAAACAGAUUCACGUAAAACGUAUGUACAAUCAGCGCCUAGGAUAAUUUCCUUGUAGAAAGAAGAAGAAUUCGUUGUGUACGCGAAUCAUAAAGGAGCUUUCGAUUUAGCACCAUUUUCGCAAAGUUGGCAGCGGAUACAGUGCUACGAUGUGCAACAGUGGCGACACGAUAUUAUCGCUCGAAAUAUUUAUUUAUUUCUAUCUCGAGAUCACACUAUCCUGAAGCGAGGCGAUUAGCAGUGAUUAGCAGUGAUUAGGCGACGAAUGGCAAGCGACGUCAGCAUGGGCCGUAUCUUUCUUGGUCCUGUCGACGCACAAGUCGCAUUCUUCUAUGCUAAAGAAAUCGGAAAGAGCUGGACUGAGGAUCUUUCCUUGUCAGAAACGCGUUAAAAAUCCGGGAGAAAGGGCGGAAAAUCGAAACCGCGAAAAACUUGAUGUCUGGUGAAUGCUUAAGUGAAUCUCUCAUGUAUAAAAAAGCCAUACUGUUACAUACAAAUUCAAGAUACAGUCGCGAAUAUACGAUCUGCGAAAUGGAGGAAGCCGCGGCGGACUAUUCUUUACAAAGCGGAAUAGAUAAUGACCGACCGAAUGAAAAAAAUUCAAAUUUGAUGUCGCACAAUGAUGGAAUCCACAUCGUGGAGCAGGUGACACAAUUCACGUGUUCCUUAUACAUUUCACGUGCUGACGGUCUUCAAGAUCAAGGCCACAUAGUCCAAGGUUGCGAGCUGUUGCGAUCCAAACUCGAGGAAGUUAUCGCUGCUGUCGAACCGUUCUCGGCUUGGCGAGUCACGGAAACUCCGUGUGGUUUGAUUGCUGCCUUCGCCAGAGAAAACGACGCUGAGAAACUACUGCAGCGCGGCGAUCUAGGCCAAGUGUUCGGAACACCUGUACAGGUUGCGCGAUUCUCGGCGCGGGAUUCCCGGUAUCGUCAAGCUGUGUUACUAAGAGGCGUGCCGUGGACAAUACCACUCGAAGAUAUCAAUUCGGCCCUGGCCAAGCAAGGAAUCGUCGUUGGCAACAUCGAACGUGCGAGACAGUUUGUUCGUGUUGAGGUGAUUGCUCACCUUCCUAGUGUCUCGUUAAAUAGCGCAACUGUUGGCGCACAAUGUGCGGCACAAGCCGCAUACACCUAUAAAAAAAAAAAAAAAAGUUUCUUUUUGUUCGAUCGUUUAUUGUUUUUUCUCGCGCAGGUUUUCGACGCGGGCCAUUACGAGGCCUUGCUGCGUCAAGGUCUGAACUUCUUCGGGGCGACGCGCUUUAACGGUGUUCCAGAACGCUGGUGGCGUGGCGGUAAUAGUCCUGGAUGCUCCAGCAUGCCCUCGCAAUGUGCACCAAGACAAAAUGACAAUACUUCGGCGACGUCGAAUGUACGAGUCGUUGACGGAGUAUUGCAGUGUUAUCGUUGCCAGGGUUUCUGGCACGUGGCUGCCAACUGCCGGCAUCUUCCACGUUGCGUCCGCUGCGGCGAGCCACACAGCGUCGAAUUUUGUCCGAGACCGCGCAACAAUCCUAUAUGCUGCCACUGCUCCGGACCUCAUCACGCCGGAUAUAGGCAAUGUCCAGUCAGGUUACAAUUGUCCAAUGCGACGCCCGUGAGCAUUACGUUGAGUACAACUCAUAUAGGAGGUCAAUAUCCAGCGAGCGCCGUGAACAAAUCGAACCCUUCGUGCCAUUCGCUGAGACAAGGCCACUAUUAAGGAUUGUGUUUGUCGAGCAAAAUUACAUACAGGAGAACAUUAACGUCAUCAGCAUGUUUGAGCACUCAUUGUAACUGGGAUAAGAGUCGAGCAAUUUGCAUAUCUUACUGUUGCGCAAUUACUUAUCGCUUGUUGCAAGCGAAAUUUCGUGAUACCAUAUGCAGAACGGUUCAAGUAAACUGUGUGAAAGCGAAAACACAUGUUGUAUAAAUAAUGUCGACAAGCUCUUUCGACCGAGAGAAAUUUCACUCAUACAUAAGUACAUAAGUAUACGCAAUAUCUUAUAUUUUACAUAUACAAGAAUAAAUUGCCAUCGCUUCCGAAACUUAUUCAACGCGCUUGUGUCGUAUGUAUAAUGUUUUUCUAGGAAGAUGUAAGAAAAUACAUUUAUGUGUGCUUGGAGA